Messenger RNA from Tinamus guttatus (white-throated tinamou), 325 nucleotides. The record is from RefSeq and is a predicted model, not a curated record. Lineage: Eukaryota; Metazoa; Chordata; Aves; Tinamiformes; Tinamidae.
AGGAGGAACAAGCUUGACCAUUAUGCCAUUAUCAAGUUCCCUUUGACCACAGAAUCAGCAAUGAAGAAGAUAGAGGACAACAACACUUUAGUUUUCAUCGUUGAUGUCAAGGCCAACAAGCAUCAGAUCAAACAGGCUGUCAAGAAGUUGUAUGAUAUCGAUGUGGCCAAGGUCAACACAUUGAUUAGGCCUGACGGGGAGAAGAAGGCCUAUGUUCGCCUGGCUCCCGACUAUGAUGCUCUGGAUGUAGCAAACAAGAUUGGAAUCAUCUAAAAUGCUUCUGCCGAGGACUGUACAGAUGGGAUAAUAAAUCCUGUUAAACUAC